Molecule: messenger RNA, 657 nt
Organism: Antechinus flavipes (yellow-footed antechinus)
Lineage: Eukaryota; Metazoa; Chordata; Mammalia; Dasyuromorphia; Dasyuridae
Product: cilia- and flagella-associated protein 251-like
Source: RefSeq, a predicted model, not a curated record
AUGCAUUCUAGGCAGUACCUUCGAAUGGCAUGUCCUAAUGUCAAGGAGGAGGAGGAGGAGGAGGAGGAGGAGGAGGAGGAGGAGGAGAAGGAAGAGGAGGAGGAGGAGGAGGAGGAGGAAGAAGAAGAGGAGGAGGAGGAGGAGGAGGAGGAGGAAGAAGAGGAGGAGGAGGAGGAGGAAGAAGAAGAGGAAGAGAAGGAGGAGGAGGAGGAAGAGGAGAAGGAGGAGGAGGAGGAAGAAGAGGAGGAGGAGGAGGAGGAAGAAGAAGAGGAAGAGAAGGAGGAGGAGGAGGAAGAGGAAGAGAAGGAGGAGGAGGAAGAAGAGGAGGAGGAGGAGGAGGAGGAGGAGGAGGAAGAGGAGGAGGAGGAAGGAGAGGAGGAGGAGGAGGAGGAAGGAGAGGAAGAGGAGGAGGAGGAGGAAGGAGAGGAGGAGGAGGAGGAGGAAGGAGAGGAGGAGGAGGAGGAGGAAGGAGAGGAGGAGGAGGAGGAGGAAGGAGAGGAGGAGGAGGAGGAGGAAGGAGAGGAGGAGGAGGAGGAGGAAGAAGAGGAGGAGGAGGAGGAGGAAGAAGAGGAGGAGGAGGAGGAGGAAGGAGAGGAGGAGGAGGAGGAGGAAGAAGAGGAGGAGGAGGAGGAGGAAGAGAAAGAGGAAGAGGAAGAG